Messenger RNA from Syngnathus typhle (broad-nosed pipefish), 6003 nucleotides. It is a transcript of the gene flrt2, whose product is annotated as fibronectin leucine rich transmembrane protein 2. The record is from RefSeq and is a predicted model, not a curated record. Lineage: Eukaryota; Metazoa; Chordata; Actinopteri; Syngnathiformes; Syngnathidae. Gene Ontology annotation, molecular function: protein binding. Bases 997 to 2979 code for a protein of 660 amino acids. The transcript is spliced from 4 exons.
CAAGGCACCUCAGGGGUUAAGUUACAUGAGAGACAGCGAGGAGGAAGGGGAAGAAGCCGUCUUUGCGUGUUGUCUGUCUCCUUUUCCUUCCAGGGCCUGACUUGACUGCUACUUUCGUUUUUCCACGCUAGCAAACCAGCCGACCUCCCCAUAUGUGCUUAGAAUUUAACAACCUCGUAUGUGGGAGUAGUCCCGGGAUGCGAGGGUGACCUGGCAAAGCUUGUGUUUGCCACGCUUCUUCUCUGCUAUGACCACAAGUUGUCCAAAGAUGUCCCAACCUCAUUUCACCCUUACGAACAUCUGAGCCUUCUCCAACGCGAAUUGAGUCUGAUAAAUGCAAUUUUUGUACAGUGAAGCCUGGAAGGCAGCAGUCGCCCUUCCACCCACCCAGAAGACUUCCUCUUUACUCCAGUCAGGAGAGGAAAUUGAGCCCAGAUGUGACUUCAAACAAAAGAAAAGCUAAGGGGAUAGGAGGUGGAAUCAGGCCCGUCUUUCUCGUGACCCAAAGACCUGCUCCUUCCUGGCAUCUGUCUAUUUACCUCCUCCUCAUCUAGAUUGUCUAUUGUCUCUGGUUCCAAAUGUCACCCUCCUCGGACUCUACCCCAGUCGGGGAACAGCAGCAGUGUGUGACGGACAGGCCAAUGGAGCCUGCGGUGAUUCUCUGCCGCGUGGCUUCAAACGGGACCUGGAUGAGCUCUGCAUGGUGCAACCUGUGAAGAGUCGUGCUGUGGUGUGACGUCUCAGUAUGGAUGGAGUCAGUCAAAGGACCGGCCACCACUAAUGAGACCACAGCUCUUCGUCGGAGAACUCGCAUGUUCAGGAUUACUCCCGAAUUUUCCUGAUCAUUCCCCAGCAACCGACAUCAUUAGCAGACUCUCCAUGGUGGACUUUAAUAUUUGUUGAGUUCUUCUAUUAUUUAUACGUAUUUUUUCUUUCUUUUAAACCCUCCCAGUUGUUUAUUAUAUAUAUAUAUAUUUUUAAUUAUUAUUUUCAACUAUGGAGUUUCUGACUGGACCCUGGAAUAAGGAUUGGACUUCAUUCGUACAAUUUUGGUUGACUGUAAUUCUUAGCCUUCAAAUGCAAUUCAGCCCUGGUGCCUCUUGCCCAGAAGAGUGUCGUUGCGACAAAUCAUUUGUGUACUGCAACGAACGCAGCCUGACAUCUGUGCCUCUUGGGAUACAGGAGGGCUACAAUGUACUUUACCUACAUAACAACCAGAUCAACAAUGCUGGCUUUCCUUUGGAACUUCACAAUCUGGCUUCUGUGGAGACCGUGUUUCUCUAUGGCAACCAGCUGGAUGAGUUUCCCAUCAAUCUGCCCAAAAACACCAGAGUACUGCAUCUCCAAGAGAACAAUAUUCAAACAAUCUCCAGGGCAGCCCUAGCACAGUUGACUCGAUUAGAGGAGUUGCACCUUGAUGACAACUCCAUCUCCACAGUGGGGGUGGAAGAAGGGGCCUUUAGGGAGGCACUAAGCCUCAAACUCCUCUUCCUCACCAAGAACCACUUAAGCAGCGUUCCCAUCGGUCUCCCGGAGGAUUUGAAGGAGCUACGUUUGGAUGAGAAUCGAAUCGCUAACAUCGCAGAGGAGGCCUUCCAGAAUGUGACGCGUCUACAGCGCCUCCUGCUGGACGGGAACCUGCUGACCGAUGAGGGAAUCGCGCCGGGCACCUUCCAGGAACUGGUCAAUCUCCGAGAACUGGCACUGGCCCGUAACUCGCUCACCUUCCCUCCUCCCCUUUUACCGAGCCAGUCGUUGGCCAAACUCAGCCUGCAGGAGAACCAGAUAGACCAGAUCCCGAUAGCUGCGUUUGCAGAGUUAAAUAGACUGGAAAAGCUGGAUAUUUCCAGCAACCAACUUCAGACUCUUACCCAGGGUGUAUUUGACAGCCUGUCAAGCUUAAGGCAUCUCAUCGUACGAAAUAACCCGUGGCGCUGUGACUGUGCAGUGAAAUGGGUGGUGGUGUGGCUCAAGUCAUUGCCUUCCUCCAUAAACGCCCGAGGCUUCGUGUGUCAGAGUCCCGACUGGGUGCGCGGCAUGGCAAUCCGUGAACUCACGUUGGAUAUUAUCGAAUGUCCAGUCGAUACCAACCAACCGCCGUGGCCCACACUUCGUUCUACACCUCCCCCUCCGCCCACGACCACCCCUCUCACCACCAUGAUCUCCGCUCUUAUAACCACAUCCAUCCCCGACUACUUCGAUUCGCCUUCUCCACCCGUUCCUCCAAUCUAUCACAAUCCUCCCGGGCCUUUACCUCCUUACGAGGAUCCCCUUCAGAUUUCCUUCCAUGUGGUUAACUCUUCGAAUAUAGAGGUGAGCUGGGCUUCUUAUUUCACCGUCACGGCCUACAAAGUCACUUGGGUUAAACGGGGCCAAAGCCAAAUAAAUGAAGGGAUGCAGGAACGGACUGUGAGCGGGGGACAACGGCGUAUCAGCCUCACCAAUUUGGAGCCCCGGUCUGUGUACCGGAUCUGCGUACACGUUUUGGACAUCCAUAACUCCUACAGGCCCGGGGAGGAUACAAUAUGCUCCGAGGCCAGGACCAAGUCAGCCUUGCCGACUAAAUCUCCUGGUUCAGGCCAAACUCCAAAGGAGAGUAUUAAUUCCACAUUGUUAAUGGCUGGCAUCAUAGGCGGGGCGGUACUGAUCAUCUUAAUAACACUACUCAGCCUGUUUUGUUGGCACAUGCACCGGAAGAGCCGGUCAUCUUCGACCAAGUGGAAAUACAACCGAGGUCGUAGAAAAGAUGACUACUGCGAAGCUGGAACCAAGAAGGAUAACUCCAUUCUUGAAAUGACUGAAACCAGUUUCCAGAUAGUGGCGCUGAACAACGAGCAGCUGCUCAAAGGAGAUUUCCGUAUUCAGCCUAUCUAUACACCCAAUGGGGGGAUUGGAUUUAGAGACUGUCACCUCAGUAACAAUAGCUUAGCCUACUGCAAGAGCAGCAACGUGCCGAGUACGGAGUUUUGCCACACGUAAUGGCGUGGUAAAAUAUCGCAGUGGCGCACCCACAGACUCCCCCCCCCAAAAAAACGAUUGACAAUAUGUACACAACACACACACAGUUUGUGUAGACAAUAACAGAAAAAUAUAUCUAAAAAAUAUAUAUAUAGUGACAUAUAACUGUACAAUAUAUUUCCAAGUUCUGUCUAUGAUGUAAUUUAUACUGUGGAUAAUAAUGUGGGAUUCUCUGCUAUCUUUUUUAUUCAUAGGAAAAGGAGUCCCAAGUGUUUUUUUUUUUUUUUGAUAAACAGCAGGGUUUUCAAAGUUGUUAAAAUGGUCAAUACUGUACACGAACACGGAUUUGUACAAUCACGGCAACCUGGGUGUAGCUUCUGGCAAAUUCUGUCAGCUUUGGAAAAUGUUGGGCACUUUGAGGGCUGGGAUACUUUGCUAACCACAGAAGCAAAAAUAAAACAAAAUUGCCUUUUUUAUGCUUACCCCUCCCAUGGAAACAAUAGCGGCACUUGUGAGCGAUUGUAGAAAAAGUGUGAUUGGAUUGUUUCCUAUCAGAAAAAUCCCAAAAGUGCUUUUAACUCUUAAAAGCGUCUGUGCUCAAUUUGUUUAUUAUAACCGAGCCAAGAUGAGCCUCGGUUAAGAGGCGCUUUUUGGAAAACUCUGAAAUAGGAUUUGUCAUCUUCUGCACACUAAGACACAACUUGAUUAACAUGAACAUAAGCAACAAAGAAUGAUUACUCUCGAUGCAGUGUAUGAAUGUGCUUAGUGCCCCCCCCCCCCAACCUUCAUGUCUUUCAUAUUGUUUUAGCAAGUGAGGCCACAAGGGGGCAGUUUUUUUCAGCAUAGUGUGAAACUAAGGGCAUGCUGCAGACCGGGAGGGGGGGGGGGGGGGGGCUUGUAACACACAGCUCACUACCAUCCCCUCAAAUUUCACAACCCAGAUGACAUUACUCUUUUCAGACAGCAUUGUUAUGUUAUUGCUCAUUGGGGUUUUCUUUAAUGACGUGGAAUCAUUUUAAACUAAUUGUGUCUUCCGUGCUUUGUGGCGAAAAUAUGGAUUUUCACUAUUGUGGUUUGUCUGAGUGGGCUUUUCAAUGUGAUGAGCAUUCCAAAGACAGCCUGUAAUAAUUUAUUCAUACAUUUUGAAAAUUAGCAAGUAACUCAACAAUUGCACUUAUAAGUGCUCAUUAUUUUGAAUUACGUUCCUGAAAUGUUUUGUUUUGGACCUACGGAUUUCAUGGUGGGAGGAAUGAAUGUGUCUCACCCGCCAUCUUCUACUUCCCUGGCCUCCUUGUCCCUGUUCCAAUAUCUCAGAUCCCAGCAUGUGCUCAAUUAAAGUAGUUUCCUUGCCCUUCAGCUCACGGACUGAGGCAGCAGCGCUUUGCAUGCCAUGUGCCAGCGAGAGGUCUUCAUUAUGCACUUCUUAAGAAGACUCUAUUUGAUUUGACAUUUUAUUUUGAGGGGGCCAAGCUUAAAGAGUUCCCACCCCCAACCAACUCUUUCCCUAUAAUCCUCCCAAAAAAGAAAAUAUGCACAUUUUACUUUCACUCGGCUGCACCUAACUCACGCUGGGCAUGUUAACUCUUUGUGAGGCCCCAAAAACUUCACCCACUAUUGAAAGAAAAAAAAACCUCUAUAGUUGAUGGAUUAUAGUAUUUGAAAUCCAGCAAUAGAGUAGCAAACUGCAGGACAUCUCCAUUAUUAAAUAUUUACGAUAUCAUUGAGUGCUUUUAUGUACAUUUCUCAUUCAACCAAAGCAAUUUCUUGCCUUGUAUCAAAUCAAGGAUGAUCAUUUUAAUCAUGGCUAAAUCCAGAAUCGAGCGCCAUUAUUAUAAACUAAAAAAAAAUAGCACAAUCCACACUUAAAUUACCAGUCAGAUUAUUUUGCUUUAUUUUUUCCCCAAUCUUCUGUGGUUAUCAGAGCCUCUCCACUUUAUGUUGAACUUUUUUCUACUAAUAACAUAUCAGCGCACCCAGAAGACGUACCAAGUGUUCCUGUGACCUACCCUGCUUUACCAAUCGUAAAACAGCUGACAAAGCACUGAACCAACAAAUUCAUUGUGUGGUUUGCUCUACAUGCUGCACCCACUCACCGUAAUAUCCUGCACACAAGCUUAAAGAACAUUUCCAUAUAUUUUUUUUUUCAUAUGGUUUCUCCCACGGACAUAUUUGCCUUACCUUUUUAUGCAGGAUUGAUGAAUUAAAUAUAUAUACAGGAUGAGAUUUAAGGAGACAGCAACAAGAAUGCCCGAAUGAUAGCACAUUUACUCGGCCUUGGUGGUGACAAUAACGGUGCCAAUAGGAACAACGCCGCUAACACACAUACUCACACGCGCUAAUGAGACUUUUCAUCCACACUGCCAGACCUUUCAGCGCUCCUACGCGGUGUGGUUAAUGAUUCAACCAGGCUAGGGAAGCAUUUUAGUGGUUGUUUUGCAGAAAGCGUUACUCCUCAUUUAAUUCACGGUUAACGCAUUUAACAUAAUGCUGAGACAAAUGGAAUUAAACGAAAUGGAAUGCAAAUUGACUGCUAGUGUCGGUUUGUGUUGUUUUAUUAUUAUUAUUUUUUUCCUGAUUGAUUGGGUAUUUUUUUUUUUGUUUUGUUUUUAACGACACUUCCUGUUGGCAAAUCUUUCACUGCAAAUAUUUAUCAGCAAGUAACACAAAUUUGCAUGUUGUACCUUCAUUACCUUUAAUUUUGUUCAUUUGACGUUACAAAUAUAUUUUAUAGCAAUCGUUCACCCAGUGGUUGUGAUAGAGAGCAUCUAUGAAAAUGGAUUUUAGCUGCAAAAUUUUUUUACAGCGCAUGUAAAAUGGCGACACAUUGAUCACGUUAGAAAACCCACACAGAGAUGUUUCUUCGGAACCAAAGUUAAGAAUUUCUGUUCUCAUCUUGAAAUGUUGAUGUUGUUCCAUGUAUGUGCCUUGAGGUUGAACUUACAAUGUAAAGUCCUUGAAACCUUUAAAUGUUUUUGCACAAACUGUACAUACUUAAGUGAAGUUUUUUUGUUUUGUUUUUUGAAAUAAAAGAGCCAUUGGAUUUGA